Molecule: messenger RNA, 2710 nt
Organism: Polyodon spathula (Mississippi paddlefish)
Lineage: Eukaryota; Metazoa; Chordata; Actinopteri; Acipenseriformes; Polyodontidae
Product: calpain-2 catalytic subunit-like
Exons: 21
Coding region: 260-2362 (700 amino acids)
Biological process (GO): proteolysis
Cellular component (GO): cytoplasm
Molecular function (GO): calcium-dependent cysteine-type endopeptidase activity; calcium ion binding
Source: RefSeq, a predicted model, not a curated record
GAAAAGCAUGAUUGAUUCUGCAGAAUGAAUAGGGGUUGGUAAAGAUUUGGAUCUGAAAUACUGUCAAAAUCCCAGAACCAACCAGAAAUAACAGGGAUGUAGGCGGGGCGGCAGUUUCAUCAGACUGUCCGUUCCACACGCCUAUGCCACUGACCAGCGCUUCUAAAUCGACAAUAACAAGUACAGGUAUCUCAUGCCAGAGCAGCAUCAGCGGGUGAAAGGGUUGUGAAGGUACUGUAGUACGGUGUAUUCAAAAGCAAUGUCUGGGAUUGCGUCUAAACUUCAACGCGACAGGGAAAGGACAGCCGGCAUUGGCACCAACGAAAAUGCAGUGAAAUAUAUGAACCAGGACUUCGACUGUCUAAGAAAGCAAUGCCUGCAGACCGGUAAACUAUUUACAGAUGAAACAUUCCCUGCUUUGUCGUCUUCUCUGGGAUUUAAUGAAUUGGGGCCAAAUUCCUCUAAAACUCGCGGUGUUAGCUGGAAAAGACCCACGGAGUUGUGUUCCAGUCCACAAUUUAUUGUGGGGGGUGCCACCAGGACUGAUAUCUGCCAAGGGGCUCUGGGGGACUGCUGGCUCCUGGCUGCCAUCGCCUCUCUGACCCUCAACGAGGAUGUUUUGGCCCGAGUAGUUCCCAGCGGACAAAGCUUUCAAGAAAACUAUGCUGGAAUCUUUCACUUCCAGUUUUGGCAGUAUGGAGAGUGGGUUGACGUGGUGAUUGAUGACAGGCUGCCCACGAGGGACGGAGAGCUGCUGUUUGUCCACUCAGCCGAGGGGUCAGAAUUCUGGAGCGCCCUGCUGGAGAAGGCCUACGCCAAGCUGAACUGCUCCUACGAGGCUCUCUCGGGCGGGAGCACUACUGAAGGGUUUGAGGAUUUCACUGGAGGCAUUGCAGAAGUUCAUGAGCUCAAGGACCCUCACCCCCAGCUCUUCAAGAUCAUCCAAAAAGCUCUGAGGAGAGGGUCUCUCCUGGGCUGCUCCAUAGAUAUCACAAGUGCAGCAGAAACAGAAGCCGUGACAUCACAGAAGCUGGUGAAGGGGCACGCCUACUCAGUCACUGGAGCUGACGAGGUGAAAUAUCGAGGUCGGCAGGAAAAGUUGAUCAGGAUCAGAAACCCAUGGGGUCAGGUAGAGUGGACUGGACCCUGGAGUGACAAUUCUCAACAGUGGAGCUCCACCAGCGAAGAUGACAGGGCGAGACUGAGCAACAGAUCGGAAGAUGGAGAAUUUUGGAUGUCCUUCUCCGAUUUCCUGAGACACUACUCCCGUGUGGAGAUCUGUAACCUAACCCCUGAUGCCCUGACCAGUGACAAGUACAAUAAGUGGGAUUUGUCCAAGCAUGAGGGGAGCUGGAGGAGCGGCUCCACUGCUGGCGGCUGCAGGAACUACCCCGCCACAUUCUGGACUAACCCCCAGUUUGUGCUCAAGCUGGAGGAGGUGGAUGAUGACCCCGAUGAUGGGGAGGACGGUUGCACCUUCCUGGUGGGUCUGAUACAGAAGAACCGCAGGAGGCAGAGGAAGAUGGGAGAGGACAUGCACACCAUCGGCUUCGCCAUCUACGAGGUUCCCGAAGAGUAUGUGGGGAAAAGGAAUGUGCACCUGAGCAAAAACUUCUUCCUGAAGAAUCAGUCCAAGGCGCGCUCGCAGAGCUUCAUCAACCUGCGGGAGGUGUGCAGCCGCUUCAAGCUGCCGCCUGGGGAGUACCUCGUGGUCCCCUCCACCUUCGAGCCGCACAAAAACGGAGACUUCUGCCUGCGCGUCUUCGCAGAGAAACAGGCCGACACGCAGGAGCUGGAUGAUGAAAUUGAAGCAAAACUGAAUGAGGUUGAAAUUACUGAAGAUGACAUUGAUGCCAAGUUCAGGAAUCUGUUCACCCAACUAGCAGGGCAAGACAGUGAAAUUUCAGCAUUUGAACUGCGUAACAUACUCAACAAAGUAGUAGCAAAGCGUUCUGAAAUUAAGACAGAUGGAUUCAGCCUGGAAACCUGUCGCAACAUGGUCAACCUUUUGGAUAAAGAUGGAACUGGGAAGUUGGGCAUGGUGGAGUUCAAGAUACUGUGGACCAAAAUUGAGGGAUAUCUGAAUAUCUACCGGAAUAAAGACGCUGAUCGCUCUGGUACGAUGAGCUCACAUGAGAUGCGUGUGGCCAUCGAAGAAGCAGGGUUCACUUUAAACAACGUGUUGCUCCAGAGUGUUGUUGCGCGUUACUCCGAGGCCGACCUCACCAUUGACUUCGACAACUUCGUUGCGUGUCUGGUUCGGCUGGAAACCAUGUUUAGACUGUUUAAAUCCCUGGACACAGAGGGAAGUGGAUCGGUGGAGUUCACCCUAUUGGCAUGGAUGAAUAUCACAAUGAUGUGAGGCUAGUGAGAGCUGUGCCUAGCCAGACCCAGCAUGCACUGUCUCCAGGACUCGCUGGCUGAAACAGAAACCAAAAAGCUGUUGCAUGAAUAGUGUAGUUAAUUCACGCUGUGCCUUUACUAGACAGGGAGGUUGUCACUUUGAUUUGCUUUUAUUGUGCUCUGAUUUAAGAGUUAUACAUUUAUUUUAAGAAUAUAAGGACUAUUCAGUUCCUCUAAUGCCAUCUCCUUUUAUACCUGGUGAAUGAUGCCUAACAUUUGAGGAGGGCCGCUCAGUCUCUGUACCUCACUAGUAUCAUGCAUUUAUUUACAUGGCCAUGCAUUGAAAUAAAUAUAUUGCAUACUGUAA